Molecule: messenger RNA, 1774 nt
Organism: Halteromyces radiatus
Lineage: Eukaryota; Fungi; Mucoromycota; Mucoromycetes; Mucorales; Cunninghamellaceae
Product: velvet factor-domain-containing protein
Exons: 7
Coding region: 23-1663 (546 amino acids)
Source: RefSeq, a predicted model, not a curated record
GUUGUUUUGUUAGAAAAAAAAAAUGUCCACCCCCAUAACAAGUGACCCAGCCCAAAGUUCUUGUAGUUAUCGUUUUAUCAGUAGUUCUCUUACUCACUUACCAUCAUCAAGAGAAUAUGAUAUUACUAUACGACAACAACCUGUAAGGGCUAAAAUGAGCGUCAUCAACGAGCGGGAUAGACGACCUAUUGAACCACCACCUAUUUUACAAAUGAAAUGGCUUCAUUGUUCUCCUGAAGAAACAAAAAAGUGUCUACAAAGCCCAUUUUAUUUCUUAGUGGCUAAUCUUGUUGAUGUUGCUCAUGGGAAGAAUGAACUUUUAUUGCCUGCUCAAGAUUAUUUAUCUGGUACAACUGUUUCCUCUCUUUAUCGUUUACGUGAUAUCGAUAAUAAAGAUGGUGGAUUCUAUGUCUUUGGAGAUCUCUCUGUUAAACAAAGUGGCGAAUUCAAACUUCAAUUUAGUUUAUUUGAAAUAGUAGAUCAAGUGGUACAGAAUCGUCAAACAUUAUUAUCAUCUCCUUUUAAAGUCUAUCUUCCCAAACAUUUCCCUGGUCCUUUAGAAGCUACCUUUUUAUCAAGAACUUUUUCUGAUCAAGGUGUCAAAAUGCGAAUACGAAAAGAACAUAGAUUACAAACUACAACAUCUACAACGCGUAAACGGAAAACAACGGAUCGUCGAUCAUCACCGGCCAAUAACGAAAAUGAAUUGAAUACAAAUACUGUUGAACGUGAUUCCAAAAGGAAAUUGACACCACCAUCUUAUGCACCACCGUCUCAAGAUGUUCACUUUGGUCGUUUUCUUUCUGGUGUACGCAAGUCAUCAACCACAGUUACUACCACUUCUACUGGAUCAAUGACACUAAAUACGGAUGCCAUGGAUAUUGAUGAUCAACACCGUUCAUUGUCAAAUAUACAUUCUUCUGAUACCAAUCAUACAUCUUCCUCUUCCGAUCAUCAUUAUCAACCUUACCAACAUCGUGAACCUUGGGCGGCACAGACAAUAUAUCCAUCACCACAACAUUCAACUGAUCUGACACCCAAUCACCCUCGUCAGUUGUCAACAUCAUCAUCGUCAUCGUCUUCUGUAUGGACUCAAGUACAAGCACCUCAUCUUUCCUCUUCUUCUUCUUCAUCAUCAUCAUCAAUGCAUGUGACAACUCCACCAUCACCAACUUAUUCACAUCAUUAUACAUCAUCACCACCAACCGUUGAAUCGAAAUAUCAACAAUCAUCACCUUACUCGGUCAUUCCAGUGAAUACGUUGGCAUCGUACCAUUUAUCAUCGUCCAAUCAACAGAAACUAUCUAUGCCACCAGCAUCACCACCAUCUUCACUCUGCAGUCAUCCAUCUUCAUCUCUUACAUCUAUGUCUUCACUUAUCUCUUCCGUCCAAACCACAACAUCACCUCCAGUAUUAACGCAGCAAAAAUCAUAUGAAUGGGGAAGUAAAUUACCACCUCUACGUGCCAUCAUGACAGAUCAUCCCACAGCACUAAAGAUGCAUAGUCAAUCUAUAGAUCAUCAAGAAGAAUUAAUGACAAUCGAGAAAAAACGGUCCUGCUGGCAACUACCUCCACCUACACCCAUGGAACCGCAUUCCUUUACCACGCCUUCGUUAUUACCUCCCGUUUCUUCCACAACUCCUAUUCACCACCAUGCUUGAUCCUUUAUGAUAGUUCCUUUUUUUGUUUUAAUUAUAUAGUAACAUGUCUCUCUUUCUUUUAUCCUUAUCCUUGUUUUUCUUUUUUCCUUGAAUUGACCAAAUUGUAUAGAC